Molecule: messenger RNA, 1762 nt
Organism: Panicum virgatum (switchgrass)
Lineage: Eukaryota; Viridiplantae; Streptophyta; Magnoliopsida; Poales; Poaceae
Product: arogenate dehydratase 1-like
Exons: 1
Coding region: 133-1386 (417 amino acids)
Biological process (GO): L-phenylalanine biosynthetic process
Cellular component (GO): chloroplast; cytoplasm
Molecular function (GO): arogenate dehydratase activity; prephenate dehydratase activity
Source: RefSeq, a predicted model, not a curated record
UGAGCUGCCUUCUCCGCCACCCACCGCCCACCCACCUACCGCUCCAGCCGACUAGUACAGGGGAAAAAAUUAAAAAAAAGCGCCGCGAAGCGCGGGGAACGAAAUCGCCCGGCGAAUCCACCCGCCGCCGCGAUGGAGGCCGCGCCCGCCGUGCUCGACGCCUUCUUCGCCGGGCCGCGCCACCUCCGCCCCGGCGGCGGGUGCAGAUCCGCGCGCCUGCAGGCCCAGCCGUGCCGCGCCGCCGCCCGCUCCGCGCGCGCCGGCUGGCAGGCCGCCUGCGCCAGCAACUCGGGCAGGCAGCCGGCGCCGCGGGUGAACGGGCCGCCGCCGCCGCCGGCCCCCGCGCUGGAGGCGGCGCCGGCGCCCGCGGAGCUGGAUCUGGUGCCCGUCUCCAACCUUCCCCGCCCGCUGAGCAUCAGCGACCUGUCCCCGGCGCCGAUGCACGGGUCGCAGCUGCGCGUGGCGUACCAGGGCGUCCCGGGCGCCUACAGCGAGUCCGCCGCCGCCAAGGCCUACCCGGGCUGCGACGCCAUCCCCUGCGACCAGUUCGAGGUGGCCUUCCAGGCCGUGGAGCUCUGGAUCGCCGACCGCGCGGUGCUCCCCGUCGAGAACUCGCUCGGCGGCAGCAUCCACCGCAACUACGACCUCCUCCUCCGCCAUCGCCUCCACAUCGUCGGCGAGGUCCAGCUCCCCGUCCACCACUGCCUGCUCGCGCUCCCGGGGGUGCGCCGGGAGCUGCUCACCCGGGUCAUCUCCCACCCGCAGGCGCUCGCGCAGUGCGAGCUCACGCUCAACGCCAUGGGCCUCAACGUCGCGCGCGAGGCCUUCGACGACACCGCCGGCGCCGCCGAGCACGUCGCCGCGGCGGGGCUCCGCGACACCGCCGCCAUCGCCUCCGCCCGCGCCGCCGAGCUCUACGGCCUCCAGGUGCUCGCCGACGGCAUCCAGGACGACGCCGGCAACGUCACCCGCUUCGUCAUGCUCGCGCGGGAGCCCAUCGUCCCGCGCACCGACCGGCCCUUCAAGACCAGCAUCGUCUUCGCGCACGACGCCGACGGCACCUCCAUCCUCUUCAAGGUGCUCUCCGCCUUCGCCUUCCGCGACAUCUCGCUCACCAAGAUCGAGAGCCGUCCGCACCGCCACCGCCCCAUCCGCCUCGUCGACGACGCCAACGUCGGCACCGCCAAGCACUUCGAGUACAUGUUCUACAUCGACUUCCAGGCCUCCAUGGCCGACGUCCGCGCGCAGAACGCGCUCGCCGAGAUCCAGGAGUUCACCUCUUUCCUCAGGGUGCUCGGCAGCUACCCCAUGGACAUGACGCCAUGGGAAGCCGCCGCCGCGCCCUACUCCCGCGUCGACAAUACCAGCAGCACCAGCCAGCACUGAUCAAUCAAUGGUGAAUCGAUCGCCACGCUUCUGUUUAAUUAGAAAGAGGAACGCGCAAGAAAAUGUUCUUUUAUUCGCUUUCGAUUUGGAGGAGGAUUGCAUUGCAUUUGGUCGAUGAUUCUCCUCGAUGCUCCUAGCUUUUGAAUUCUUGUAGUGAAAUCCGAAGAAACGGUGAAAUGUAGGGGGGCUCUUGCUGUAUGCUGUGGGUGUAUGUAAUUACAGUAGAUUCUUUCUUCUUCAAACCUUGGAAGGAAUCAAGUGAAAACCAUCAACAGCCACUGCUGUCUGCCGCUCGGUUCGGCAGCCAGCUCCAGCCCAACAAUAUUUCUCUCUUACACUACUCCAGUUCCAACCAGACCAAUAGUAUUUUCUCUCA